AUAAGCGAAUCGAAAACAACACGGCCAUCUCGUGUGCAAUCUUCUGACCAGCACGCGAAUCCUCUCUUCAAUCGACUGCAUACCCAGAAUAUUCAGAUUCAGACAUCUGCAAAAAUGGUCGACCGCCGCAACAAGCCCGCCGCUCUUGCCACGACACCGGGUCUGCCUCCACAGGCCCAGGUCAACAUCACGCACGACAACAGCCGAGUGAGCGCUGUACUUCCCUCCGGAGAGAGCGUUGAGGUCCUCUUGUACGGUGCGACCGUCAUCAGUUGGAAGGGCCGCGCUGGCAAUGAGCGGCUGUGGCUUUCCAAGGGUGCGAAGCUCGACGGCAGCAAGGCCGUAAGAGGUGGUAUUCCCUUGGUGUUUCCCGUCUUCGGAACGGCACCCAACCAUGACGCUACAUCCAAGCUACCUCAGCACGGCUUCGCUCGUACCUCGACCUGGGAAUUCCUGGGUUCGUCUACGUCGGAAUCGACUGGAAAUUCGGACAAUUCUGUGAAGCUCGACUUCGGCCUUAGUCAUGCCAACUUGAGCGAUGAGUCCAGGAAAUUGUGGCCCUACUCCUUCUCGCUUCAAUACAGCGUCACCCUUACCCCCGACAACCUAGGCACAGGCCUCGUCGUCACCAAUCAGGACGAUAAGCCCUUCGAAGUUCAAGUCCUGUUACAUACCUACCUCCAGAUCAACGAUAUCAACAAGAUCUCGGUUACUGGUCUGGAAGACGCCGACUAUCUGGACAAGGUCGACGGCGCAAAGGCCAAGAAGCAAUCAGGGUCGAUCACCAUUGCAGGCGAGGUUGAUCGCGUCUACACUCCUGUCAAGGGUCCUUCAGAACCCGUAGUCGUCCACGAGGGUGACGAGAAGAAGUACAGUGUCGUGAGAGACAAUCUGGAGGAUGUUGUUGUCUGGAACCCAUGGGUCGACAAGUCCAACAGCAUUGGUGAUUUUGAGCCCAAAGACGGCUACAAGAACAUGAUCUGUAUCGAGGCCGGCGCUGUCAAGGGCUGGCAGAAGCUGGAGGCGGGCGACGCUUUUGAGGGUGCUCAGGUCAUCUCGGUCUGACUUGGGAAGGAACCGAACGCGAAAGGCAGGCUGUAGAUGGUAAGCAACCAGGCCAUGCCAGACGGAAAAAGAAACAAAUCAGGAUUAAUGCCACAUCGCCGACGUGUGAAAAGCGCCGUAGCAUAAACAUGAAAAUCUAAGCUACGCUGCUGCUCGGAUUGAAGGCACAAUUGCUCAUAUGGUCAAAAACGUAAGGCAUUCGUGACCGGGCAUACAAAACCAAACUCAAGACUAUUGUGUUUAGUCCU
Molecule: messenger RNA, 1313 nt
Organism: Truncatella angustata
Lineage: Eukaryota; Fungi; Ascomycota; Sordariomycetes; Amphisphaeriales; Sporocadaceae
Product: galactose mutarotase-like domain-containing protein
Exons: 2
Coding region: 115-1065 (316 amino acids)
Biological process (GO): carbohydrate metabolic process
Molecular function (GO): carbohydrate binding; isomerase activity
Source: RefSeq, a predicted model, not a curated record